Messenger RNA from Aaosphaeria arxii CBS 175.79, 1452 nucleotides. Its product is annotated as MFS transporter. Lineage: Eukaryota; Fungi; Ascomycota; Dothideomycetes; Pleosporales. The transcript has 4 exons. The record is from RefSeq and is a predicted model, not a curated record. Bases 1 to 1452 code for a protein of 483 amino acids. Gene Ontology annotation, biological process: transmembrane transport. Gene Ontology annotation, cellular component: membrane. Gene Ontology annotation, molecular function: transmembrane transporter activity.
AUGGCCGUCGAAAAGAAAGACGAGGUCAUCAUGCUCGAGCAGCAGCAGACCAACGACCCGGAGAUCCUCAAGCCCAUACCCGCGGUUGACAAGCAGGAUUACUCCGGCGCUCACGAAAAGACCGACCCUCGCGAGAUUGCUCUCGUGAAGAAGUUGGAUCGCUGGAUCAUGCCCAUGCUUUGGAGCAUGUACUGGCUCAACUACCUUGACCGUAAUGCAAUUGCUCUUGCGCGUCUGAACCAACUUGAGAAAGACUUGAACCUCAGCAGCACACAGUACCAGACCUGCGUGUCAAUUCUCUUCGUCGGUUAUCUUCUUGGUCAAAUCCCCUCUAACAUGUUCUUGACUCGAACUCGACCUUCUCGUUACAUGGGUAUUGCCAUGAUGCUUUGGGCUACCGUCAGCGCCUUGACUGCUCUCUCUAAGAACUUCACUGGUCUCCUCCUCACUCGUUUCUUCCUGGGUAUCACUGAGGCGCCGUACUAUCCCGGUGCUGUCUAUCUUCUCUCCUGCUUCUAUACCCGAAAGGAGGUUGCUACCCGUAUUGCUAUCCUGUACACUGGUAACAUUCUCGCCACAGCCUUUGCUGGUCUUAUCGCAGCUGGUAUCUUCUACGGUCUCGACGAUGUCGCUGGAAUCUCCGGCUGGAGGUGGCUCUUCAUCCUCCAGGGUCUCGUCACUUUCGUCAUUGCUAUCAUCGGCUUCUUCCUCCUUCCCGACUUCCCCCACAACACCAAGUGGCUUACCCCAGACGAGCGCGCAUUGGCCACCAACCGUAUGGAGCUCGAUACUGUCCAGAACAAGGGCGAGACCUCUACCUGGAAGGGCUUCCAGCAGGCGUCCAAGGACCCUAUGGUAUGGAUCUUUGCCCUUAUGGCACACAUGCAUCUUGCUGCGAACGGUUUCAAGAACUUCUUCCCCACCGUCGUAGAGACCCUCGGUUUUGACCAGACCAUCACCUUAGUCCUUACUUGCCCUCCAUACUUGAUCGCUGGUGCGGUUACCAUCGCCGUUUCAUGGUCUUCCGGAAAGUUCAACGAGAGGACUUGGCAUAUCACUGUAUCGAAAGCUGUCGCAACUAUUGGAUUCGUCGCCGCUUGUCUUACAAUGGACUUGGCCGGACGUUACGUAUCCAUGGUCAUCUUCACCAUCGGUACAUACGGUGUCAAUUCGCUCAUCUUGGGUUGGUGCGGAAGUACGUGUGGUCAAACGAAGGAGAAGAAGGCCGUCGCCAUUGGCAUUGUUACCACCAUCAUGAACGCUUCUUUCAUCUGGACACCAUACCUCUGGCCCAAGACUGACGAACCACGCUACGCCAUCGCUUUGGGAUCUUCUGCAGGAUUCUCAGUUGCGACUGCUCUGCUCGCCUGGGUUGCGAAGUUCAUCAUGAUUCGAAGGAACAAGAAGCUCCGCGAGUCCGACAACGAGGUCGAGGUCUUCUACGUCUAUUAA